Triticum aestivum (bread wheat) is the source of this 3879-nucleotide messenger RNA. RefSeq names its product disease resistance protein Pik-2. Gene Ontology annotation, molecular function: ADP binding. The record is from RefSeq and is a predicted model, not a curated record. The transcript has 3 exons. Gene Ontology annotation, biological process: defense response to other organism. NCBI's taxonomy places the organism in Eukaryota, Viridiplantae, Streptophyta, Magnoliopsida, Poales, Poaceae. The coding region runs from base 67 to 3564 and encodes 1165 amino acids.
AGAGCCAGGUUUGCAUCGGUGUUCUUCUUCUUCCAAGGAGGGAGAAGGAGUAGAGAGUAGCUAGCCAUGGCGGAGCUAGCGGUCGGGUUGUCCAAGACGGUGGUGGCGGAGGCGCUGACCAAGGUCCAGUCGGCAAUCGACGAGGACACGAAGCUCCGGCAGAAGGCCCAGCGGGAUCUGGUGACCAUUACCUUGGAGUUCGAGAUGAUGAACUCGUUCCUCGGCGUCGCCAACGAGGACAGGGCGACCAACAAGCUGGUGAUGACCUGGGUGAGGCACGUCCGUGAGCUGGCCUACGACCUGGAAGACUGCGUCGAGUUCGUCGUCCAUUUGGACGACAAGCGGAUCUUCUGGCGCCGGCUGCUUCCAGAGUGCGUGGUCGGCCCACUGCCACUGGACCAGGCGGUGACGGAGAUAGAGGAGCUCAAGGGCAGGGCCAAGGAGCUGAGCGAGUGUUACUCGCGCUACAGCCAUAUCUGCGAGCCUGCCUCCAAGUUCGUCAUGCUGCAGCAGCAGCAGGUAUCCAGCAGUGCCACCGGCGCAACAUCGUCCAACAUGCUCGCCGAGGCAAGGGACGCUGCCAGGAGGCAGCACGGCGGCUUUGGGGAUCUCACCCAGCUGAUCACCACCAACAAAGAGGACCACAAUGACUGCAAGCUUCAGGUGAUCUCGGUGUGGGGCACCGGCGGCAGUCUUGGGACAACCUCCGUCAUUAGGAAGACAUACAAUGAUCCAGAGAUUUGCAAGAACUUCGCCUGCCGCGCCUGGGUCAAGGUGAUGCAUCCUUUCGAUCCCCGCGAGUUCGUCCGGCGCUUCAUGGCCCAGGUGUACGCAAACUCUUGCGAUAAACAAGGGGUGGACAUCGGUGUGCAUGUCCUCAGGAAGAUGAAUUCAUGGCAAGAACGACUCCUGACGGAGUUUAUGCAGGAAGUCAACACCAAUACAUACCUUGUCGUCUUGGAGAACCUGACCGACAUGGCAGAUUGGGAUGCUGUAAGGACAUUCCUUCCUGACGUGAAAAAUGGCAGCCGCAUCAUCGUAUCCACGCAGAAUUUCGAGGUUGCAAGCCUGUGCAUCGGACAUUCAUACCAGCCACUGGAGCUCCAGCAGUUCCCGUCCGACCACUCUGUUUGUGCCUUUUUCUCAGAGGGUGCUCAAAAUUAUGGAAAUAAAGAAGACAGCCGAAUGAUGCCUGAAGUCUACCAAUCCUCCUCCUAUGGAGAAAUCUCCUCUUUCACUAGGGAAGCGGGCCAAAAAUGGAUGAAGACCUAUCCUCUUGUUGGACGCGAGUCACAAAUGAGUGAACUUCGCAGUUAUGCAGCUAAUGCACGUGUCAGCAAUUACCCAGUUAUUUCCGUUUGGGGAAUAGCUGGCAUUGGAAAGUCAGCUCUUGUUAGAAACUUGUACUAUGACAGAAUGCUUCACAGCGAGCAGUUUACCAAGUACUGUUGGGUGGAUGUAUCACGCCCUUUCAAUUUGAGGGAUUUUUGUCGAAGCUUACUUUUGGAUUUUCGUUCACAAAAGGAUCCAAUCGAAGAGUGCCGCAAGUUUCUGCAAGUAAAUCAUUGUCUCGUGGUUAUUGAUGAACUGGAAUCUGAAGAAGAAUGGGAUCUGAUAAAGGCUGUCUUGGUAUCUAGAGAUUCUGCUAGCGUUAUCAUUGUCAUUACAACUGAAGCCAGUGUCGCAACAUAUUGCACAAAUAACGAAGAUCAAGUGUGCAAUGUGAAAGGGCUAGAAGCAGCAGCAGCCUUUCAUCUAUUCCGAGAAGAGGUACGCAGAACGAAGUCAACUUCACAUCUAAUUAAGCACAACAGUGACGAGCUAGAUGAACUUAUUUUCAAGUGUGGAGGUCUUCCGAAAGUGAUAGUUGCUCUUGCGGAAUUAUUGGCCACACAGACGGUGAAAUUGAUGGAUAAUAUACAUUCUUUGAAUCACAGAUUUAUGCAUCAUCUAGAAACAAAUCCAGAGUAUGAUAGCCUGCGGGGCCUAUUUAGUUGGAUGCAGUCAUACUUCCGUAAUUGCCCAGAUUUACUCAAGCCAUGUAUCUUUUACCUGUCAAUCUUUCCUCGGGACUAUAACAUUCGGCGUAGGCGACUGGUUAGGAGGUGGAUUGCAGAGGGUUAUUCCAAGGAUAGCGAUGAAAUAUCCGCAGAAGAGAGAGCAGAGCAAUUCUUUUCCAAUCUCCUUCAACUGAGCAUAAUCCAGCAGUUACCAAAGGUGGUGACCACUGUGUUCGAUGACACAAAGAUGAUAUCGUGUCAAGUCAACGGAUUCAUCCGCGAGUACAUCGUCUCACGUAGAAUGGAAGAGAACCUUGUAUUUGAACUCGGGCACAAAUGUGUACUGACCACACAGCACACAGGGCGUCACCUUAUCAUAUUGAAAAGUUGGGACAGAGACAGAAUUGUGUUUGAUAGCAUCGACUUCUCCCGUCUACGGUCACUAACAGUGUUUGGAAAGUGGGAAUCAUUCUUCAUAUCAAAAAGAAUGAGGCUCCUUCGGGUGCUUGAUUUGGAGGAUGCGACGGGUGUAAAGGAUGAUGAUCUUCGGAAGAUGUUGAAGCUGCUGCGUCGCCUGAAAUUUCUCUCUUUGAGAGGACGCACUAAGAUAUGCUGUCUGCCAAAUUCAUUGGGUGAUCUCAGGCAGCUUCAGAGUCUUGAUGUGAGAUAUACCUCUAUAGUCACCCUGCCAGGAGCCAUCACCAAGUUAAAGAAGCUGCAGUAUAUUCGUGCAGGCACCACCAUCCCAGCAUCAACGCCAGAUGCCUCAACUAGCUUCUUGCCGGAGUUCCGCAGAUGUCGUCGCCUAGUUGGUGUUGUAGUGCCAAGCAGGAUUGGUGAACUGACGGCAUUGCACACGCUCGGUGUUGUCAACAUUGGUGCUUCAGGCGGGAAGGACAUCGUCAAAGAGCUCAACAAACUCACCCAGCUGCGCAAACUCGGAGUGUCAGGCAUCAACAAGCAUAACUGCGAACACUUCUUUGCAGACCCAGGUCAUGUCCAUUUAGAAUCUUUGUUAGUGCGACUCGACAAGGACAGUCAAAGUUGCUUGGAUGGGAUCUCCCUGCUCUGGAAGAACCUACGGAGUCUUAAACUGCAUGGGUUUCAGAACAAGUUGCCACUAUUGGCGGUCCAUCUUACCAAGCUCAGGAAGUUGGAUGUGGAGAUGAACACUUUAAAGAAAAAUGACAUUGAGCUCCUUGCUGAGCUACCAGAGUUAUGUAUUCUGCGCGUCAGAGUCGAGCAGCUCGAGGGUGGUAAGCUCCAUUUUUACGUCGAGAUGUACGGAGAGCAGUUGGCCACCUUCAAACAGGUGAAGAUCCUCGAGAUUGGUUGCAGCUCCAGCCCGUCACAUGUGGAAUUUGGAUCAAACUCAAUGCAAAAUCUUGAGGUGCUCAAGGUUGACUGCUACACUGCGUCGUAUCAGCUUACUGGCCUGAAUUUUCUACCUGAACUCAAACAAGUCUUGCUGAAGGGUGGCAAUGGUGAUAUCAAGACAAACCUCGAGACCCAGCUGCUUGCCGGCCAUCCAAGCACACCACCUGCUGUGGAGCUUGAAAAAUAACUACCAUGUUCGACCUAAAGGGUGAAUGGGUCAAGGGUGAUUGGAUUUCUCCUUCUGUUCUGAGCUGUGGCAACGUGACUGUUACGUUGUACUAGCAUAAAAGAUUGCCUACGUUGGAGUUACCACUUUAAGAUAGCAUCUUUAAAUUUUAGCUCCAUUUCGUUGUUCCUUCCAAAGAAUGUUUAGAUUUAUUUGUAUGAAUAAGUCCUUAGACUUGCUUGUAUUAGAAAAUUUAUAUGACGAGGCUUGCCGUUAUUUGUCAUAGCCUGAUAUGUAAAACUUUGAUUCAUUCUUCCGCAAAAAAAGAACUUUGCU